Messenger RNA from Leucoraja erinaceus (little skate), 7099 nucleotides. RefSeq names its product collagen alpha-1(XVIII) chain-like. Gene Ontology annotation, cellular component: basement membrane. Lineage: Eukaryota; Metazoa; Chordata; Chondrichthyes; Rajiformes; Rajidae. The coding region runs from base 475 to 4689 and encodes 1404 amino acids. The record is from RefSeq and is a predicted model, not a curated record. The transcript is spliced from 41 exons.
CUGUUAGACUUACAGAGAAGUGCCAAACUCCAACUUGGCACAGGCACCGCAAUAUUAAUUAAGAUGCUCUUAAGAUAUAACGUGUAACGCAGCUUGAAGAUUAUUUGCCUUUUAUUCCUUCAUGACGAGUUGUUCCAAGCGGUUGGUACAUGCAUGCUGGAGAGAGUGAAACUGCUGAUUUUCUUUGGCUUGUGCUGAAGACUGUGAGUCCGCCAACUGGCUGUGGAGCUUUAUAACAGAUGGAAUUAUUUGUUCGGAUACCCGCGGGGACAGGCCAAAUCCAACAUCACCUUGGCACUGUGGUAAACUGCUUGCAAUCACGAUACGACUGUGCUACACCCGAGGCAGCAGUAGGCUGGUAAGAGGAGAGCUGAGCGGCAGAAGGCUGGAGAAGGAAACAAAGGAUACCAGGAGCUUUGAAGCACACACGGCUAGAGGCUGUGUUUGUGUUUUCCCUGCCUUCCAAAGGAAGCCAUGCCAGUGGGGCUAGUGGCUGUUGUUCUGGGUCUGCUCCUGUGCGGUGGGGUGCACGGGCAGUGGGGCUGGUGGCAGAGAAUGUGGGGCACGGCCGAGACCACAGCAGCUCCAGCCCUGCCGACGGCCGUGUUCCCCCGACAAGCCGGCGGCGGCGGCAGCGCAGCCGGGACCACAGCGCGGCCGCAAGGUCCAUCCACCCCGGGCGCCGAACGGGCCAACGGCACCAGGUUAGCGGUGACGGAGGGGGCAGCAGGACCGUGGCGUGGCACUCACCCGGAGCACGAUGCUCACUCAGCCUCGGAAACUAGGAACGCCUCGGAAGGUCGCCCGGGCCAAGGCAAGAAGGUCAGCUGGCUGCCGCCCAGGAACCUGACAGAGAGAAGAUCCAGUGAUCACAUCGACCUGACCGGGUUAAUUGGAGUCCCUCUACCCCCAUCAGUUGCAUUCAUCACUGGAUUUGAAGGCUUUCCAGCAUACAGCUUUGGGCCCGAUGCAAACAUUGGGCGACUUACCAAGACCAUGAUACCUCAAUCUUUCUACAGAGACUUUGCGAUCCUUGUGACUAUCAAGCCAGCCAGUGACGAUGGUGGGGUGCUCUUCGCCAUUACUAAUUCCUACCAGAAUAUCAUUUACUUGGGAGUGAAACUAACUGCGGUUUUGAAUGGCAACCAGCAAAUAGUGCUAUUUUACACAGAAUCAGGUUCUCAGACUUCGCAAGAGGUUGCUUCAUUUAAGGUGUCGUCAAUGACAAACAAGUGGACGCGGUUUUCCUUGUCCAUUGAGGGCGACUUUGUUACAUUGUACAUGGACUGCGAUGAAUAUGAGCAGAGCCGCCUCAGCAGAUCAGCUCGAGCAUUAUUUUUCGAGCCAAGUUCAGGAAUUUUCAUUGGGAAUGCCGGCGGAACAGGACUGACCAAGUUUAUUGGGUCCAUUCAAGAACUGACAAUUAAGUCAGACCCUCGGGCUAGUGAGGAGCAAUGUUAUGAAGCUGAUCCAGAUGGCCCCUCCGGAGAUGGCAGUGGAGAUGGGAGCGGUCAGUACAUCGCUCAAGAGCAAGGAGGCGUUAAACCCCAAAUUCAGCACAUUACUCCACGUCCUUUGGUCGAGAGAAAUCUCAUCAGUGAGCCGGUCCGUGAGCCCCCCACUGAGGCUUCUGUGACGGAGGAGAUGGAGACCGCCUCGGGCCAGCUGGAUUCUGUUCUCCAAGAGACGAGCACCUCAGGCAACUCUGGAGAGAGGCCGCCCGAGGAAGGGCCAGACUUUGCCAUUAAAGAAGAACGAGCUCCCAGCCUGAGCAUCGGAAAUGAUGACCAGAGUCGAGAAGGACCUAAAGAAGAAAUUGGAUCGGGAAGUGAAAUACUUCACAGUGAAACCAGCACAAAGGGUGAGGGUGGACUGCGAUUGCCUGGAGUCAAGGGAGAGAAAGGUGAACGAGGAUCUCCUGGAGCUCCUGGACCUUCAGGCCUGCCCGCAACGGGAGAAGCUAAUCCUGCAGAAUUUGGCCCGCCGGGAGCAGCUGGCCCCCCAGGUCCGCCUGGGAAGGAUGGCAAACCAGGCACCCCUGGAAAAAGUGGACAUCCUGGUAAGCAAGGAUCUCAAGGAUUCAAAGGGACAAGAGGUGACCUGGGGCACAAAGGGGAGAAGGGCGAUCCAGGGCUUGCUGGCUCCGCAGGUCCUCCCGGACUCCCAGGUCCUCCUGGACCACCCGGACCCCAGUCGAGACUGAAUUUAUUCGAUGCUGAAGGCUCUGGACUGGAUGACAGCGACAUUGACCGUGAACACAUUCGAUGUCCCCCAGGGCCACCGGGUCCUCCAGGUUUGCCAGGGCCACCUGGUGUCCCAGCUGUGUUUGAAGCCUCGAACCCAAACCUCGUGGGUGCCCCAGGGCCUCGCGGUCCACCAGGAUACCCCGGACAUGAUGGGGGCUCGGGGGAUCCGGUUUUUGAUGAGAAAGCGAGCGGGUCUGGCGAGGGUCCAAGUGGGCCACCAGGAGAGGAUGGGACUCUUGGUGAACCAGGAACCAAAGGACCAAAGGGUGAUCAAGGUCCAAUUGGUAUGCCUGGCCUGCAGGGAGCAAAGGGAGAGGUUGGAGAGAAUGGCGUACCAGGAGUUCCAGGACACCCAGGGCAACCAGGAAGCCAAGGCCCAUCUGGUCCACCAGGCCCUCCAGGCCCUCCCGGGCAUUUCAGCAAUGAUCUCGGCUCUGGAUUUGAGGAUAUGGAAAGUUCCGGUGCAUUUGGACUACCAGGCAUACCCGGAAAACCAGGAUCUCCUGGAUCUCAGGGGCCCCCAGGUGAAAAGGGCAUACUGGGUUCUCCAGGUGAAAAGGGAUCUUCUGGUUUUCCUGGUCUCCCGGGGCAGAAUGGACGAGCUGGAUUGCCAGGACCUGUGGGACCAAAAGGUGAAAACGGUGAACAAGGACCAAAGGGUGAACGUGGCCAUGAUGGCGUUGGUAAACCAGGACUCCCUGGUCCUCCAGGACCCAUCAUAUCUCUACAAGAGUUGCUGAUGAACGACACUGAAGAGGCUCUAAACCUGAAUGGAAUCAAGUUAUCGAUCGCUCCUCCUGGCCCCAGAGGACCCAAAGGAGACCUUGGCUUUCCUGGAUUUCCUGGGAUGAAGGGUGAGAAGGGUGAGGCUGGAGCUAUUAUCGCCGCAGAUGGAUCAUUGCUGGCCUUAACCUCAAAAGGUCACAAGGGUGAGCCUGGCCUGCAGGGACCCUCUGGACCUCCGGGCCCAGUGGGACAUCCAGGACCGAAGGGAGAACUUGGUUUACCUGGCAGGCAUGGCCGUCCAGGAAUAAAUAGUAGAAAGGGCCAGAAAGGUGAACCUGCAAUAGCUCCUGUGGGCGCCGUUGGGUCACCUGGACCUCCGGGACCACCGGGACCUCCUGGUCCAAUUCCCAACAUAAGAGGAACAGUUUUACCUGUUCCUCCCAGGCCACACUGCAAAAUGCCCAUAAAUGGUCAGCUAGAACAGCAAGACUUUCUGGGGCUGAAGGGGGAGAAAGGUUCUUUUGGAUUACUUGGAACGAAAGGUGGUAAAGGUGAAAAGGGGGAGCAGGGUUCCCCAGGAAUACCAGGUCCCUAUUCACCAUAUCACAGCCAUAAAGGUGAAAAAGGAGACACUGGAGCAUUGGGCGAGAAGGGGGAGAAAGGAGAAUCAGGUGGCAGCUUGUUCCUACCUGGUAUACCUGGGCCACUAGGCCCCAUUGGGCCUCACGGGAGACCAGGGCCUGUGGGACCCAAAGGUGAAUCUGUUAUUGGACCGAUGGGCCCGCCGGGAAUUCCUGGAAUACCAGGUCCUCCAGGAUAUGGAGUUAUGGGUGCACCAGGACGUCCUGGACCCCCUGGAACUCCAGGAUUGCCGGGAAUUUAUGGAGCAGGCAUUGCACUUCCUGGACCCCCAGGACCAGCUGGCCCACCAGGACGAGGAGACAGUGGCAGCUUGGUGGCAUUGUACAGGAACAUGGAUUUUAUGCAUAAAGCAACUUUCUCCGUGUCGGAAGGUACCCUGGGCUAUGUGGCAGAUAGGAGUGACCUAUACAUUCGAGUUUACAAUGGCUGGAGAAAGCUCCAACUUGGUGAUUUGAUUCCUGCUCCAGCUGAUGACCCAUUCCAAUCAUUGAACACUUACUCAGCUCCAAACACAUUCCCAAAGAUAUAUGAUCAGAAGCCUGCUUUGCACCUGGUGGCUUUGAACACGCCCCUGUCUGGUAACAUGCGGGGGAUCCACGGAGCUGAUCUGCAGUGUUUCCAGCAAGCUCAGGCGAUGGGCUCCAUGGCAACUUACCGCGCCUUCCUCUCGUCUCAGCUGCAAGACUUGUACACUGUAGUGAGGAAAGCGGACAGAUUAAAUAUGCCAGUUGUCAACCUAAAGGGGGAAGUGCUUUUUGACAGUUGGGAAUCUAUCUUCAAGAGCCAUGCAACGUUCAACACAGGCAUUCCUAUAUACUCCUUCAAUGGAAGAAAUAUCAUGAAGGAUUCCACCUGGCCUCACAAAAUAAUCUGGCACGGUUCAAGUGAAAGAGGGAGUCGGGUUCCAACUCAUUACUGCGGGGGCUGGAGAAAGACGGACAUGACCAUCAGGGGCAACGCUUCACCUCUUUCCAGCGGAAAACUCCUCAGUCAGCACUCAUACAACUGUGCAAACAACUUUAUUGUUCUUUGCGUUGAGAACAGCUACUUCCAUGAUCACAGAAAGAGAAAAUAACAGCCUGCAUCUUCAAGUGAAAGCUCAGGAUUUCACGUCCGUCGACAGUCUCAUCACCAAAACCAGUUAAGGGUGGCACAUUUUUACUUCUAGAAAUAUAUUAAAGUGGGACACGUUGCUUUCUGAUGAGAAAUGGAAGAAAUGGAAGCCAAAGAUGACAUACCUCAAAAAUCUGCAUGGGCUGUUCUUUCAUUAACAAAGAAAAUCGUAUUGAUCUGAGGAACCGUUCUCACAUAAUUUCUCAUUACACUUGUUGAUACUUUGGUGCUAAUGAAAAGUAAUUGAAAUGGGACCACUGCUAAAAUGCCAUAUUUAUAACCGCUAUUAACUCAACUUGCCCAUAUCACAACCUAACCGAGCUGGUACAAUGGAGAAGUUGCCUCACCCCAGCAAGCCUCUGUGUCUAUUAGGUUAAUAUAACUUUCCAUCCAUUGGAAUACACUGCAGUUACGUUAUGAGAAACCCGUUGAAUCCAGCUUUCAUAAUGGAUAUCUUUUCUCUCCCCAUAACAGAUAUGAACGAAAGUUAGCUUUUGUUUGUGAAAUCUGUGUCAUCAUGUCAAAACAACUUAUUUAACAUAAUGUUCAAUGUAAAACUAUGCAAUGUUAUUAUUACUAAACUUUGCAUCACGGUAUUCAAGUAUCUUAAUGCGCAUAUGCAUUCAUUUUUCACUGCUUUUUCUGCAUUGACUGGGUCCUUUUAGCAUCUUUCUGGACUGUUUCUGUGUGUGGUAUUAUUCGACACUAACGCAUUGUAUUUACUGCUUCUGCCCAUCAGCGGUGUAUGGAGACGGGUACCAGCGAUUAGCCAGAGAUCUCUCUGCCCAGGCCCUUGUUACUGGACAUCAGCUGCCUGGCUGGUGAGAAUCUCCCUCUCUCAGCCCACCCUCUCAAAGCAAACCCUGCUGUGGGCCUUAUGGCUUUUUGUACGAUACAUUCCUCCUGCAAACAAUAGAUUUAAACAUUCUCCCUCUUUCAUUUUUACACAAUGGUAAAAAUGUCGGAGCUGAAGUUUCACAACUAUUCACACUUGCCCUGUACUUUAAAAUGGCGGCUAGUCAGCGUGAUCACUCCCACGGCCGACUUAAUCAACUUACACUGAAGAGUUUAGUUCAUUUACACUGCAACUUGAGUCUAUUCACAGUACAAAGUUAACCCUCACAAAUGCCAAUUUAGUUAAUAAAGACAGUACAGCGCAGAUUUAAUUUGUGUACACUACAGAGUUUGUACAGGUUUUGUCUCAGACAUGGCAGAUUGAGUGCAUUUACUGUCCAGACUGAAUCCACUUACCAAGCAGAUUUAGUCUAUGUACAGCUGAGGUUUGAUACAUUUAUAAUGCAGAGUUAGAUCAUUUACAAUAUACAUUUAGUCCACUCACAGCUAAGUUGCAGUCCUUUGAGAUUGCAGGUAAUGUCCAUAUAGUGCAAUUCAACUACACAUCAGUGAACAAAUGUUUGCAUUGAUCAAACAACUUUCUAAUAUAUGAACCAAAUGUCUAAAUCAGAUUGUAUUGAAAUGAAGGAUAUUUCACAAGCUGAAUAAACGUCAUACAUUUUUUGUAAAAAUCUACCCUGUCUCAUUUUUGAAAUCUAGGUAAUAAAUGAAAGAACACUUGUGAGCAGAGAAGGAAUUUCUGAUAGCGUGGUGUGUAAUUAUCCUAAGCCAGUCCAUUUCUUUAUAAACCAAAGACUACAGCAUGAAUUGGUGCAAAAAACUGCAGAUGCUCUAAACUCAAAACAAAACCAUAUAACUGGUCAGGCAGCAGCUGUGGAGGAAGAGGGACUCAAUGUUUCAAGUCAAAGGUUCUUCAUUAGAAUCCUAGUGAAGGAUGACACAAAAAGUUGGAGUAACUCAGCGGGUCAGGGAGCAUCUCUGGAGAGAAGGAUUGUGUGAUGUUUUGGGUCGAAACCCUUCUUCAGACAGAGUCCGGGGAAAGGGAAACUAGAGAUAUAGACGGUGAUAUAGAACAAAUGAAUUAAAGAUAUGCAACAAAUAAUGAUGAUAAAGAAAGCAGGCCAUUGUUAGCUGUGGGCUAGGUGAAAAUGAGUUACAAACAAUGAGACUCAACAAGACGAUUUGUAAGCUAAUACGACGGGUGGGCGAGGGAUGGAGAGAGGUUAGAGAAAUCAAUGUUCAUACAUCUGGGGUGUAAGCUGCCCAAGCGAAAUAUGAGGUGCUGUUACUCCAGUUUGCAUUUGGCCUCACUCUGACAAUGGAGGAGGCCUAGGACAGAAAGGUCAGUGUGGGAAUGGAAAGGGGAGUUAAAGUGUUUGGCAACCAGUAGAUCAGGUAGGUCCAGGCAGACUGAGCGAAGGUGUUCAGCGAAACGAUCACCCAGUCUAUGUUUGGUCUCGCCGAUUAAUGAAGGAUAUUUGAUCCAAGACGUUGACUGUCCGACUCUCCCCAUGUUU